Messenger RNA from Synchiropus splendidus (mandarinfish), 5483 nucleotides. RefSeq names its product carboxypeptidase D, a (gene cpda). Bases 114 to 4205 code for a protein of 1363 amino acids. The transcript is spliced from 21 exons. NCBI's taxonomy places the organism in Eukaryota, Metazoa, Chordata, Actinopteri, Syngnathiformes, Callionymidae. Gene Ontology annotation, molecular function: metallocarboxypeptidase activity; zinc ion binding. Gene Ontology annotation, biological process: proteolysis. The record is from RefSeq and is a predicted model, not a curated record.
GAGUGAAGCUGGUGGAAGAGCCACGGCUUCCGCCUGGAAGUCCAGUGUUGAGUAUUCGUUUGUAUUUAGCGUCUGGGAAUCCCUUUAUGGUGUGGAAGUUCAGUUGAAAGAAUAUGGCGCGUCUGCGGAAGAGUUUGCAGUGGACAGCGGAGCGUCUGUUCCCACUUUUGGCCUGCCUCUGUCUUGUUUUCUCGGUGGGAGACGCCAGUCUGCAUCGGGCACGAAGCGACCCGGAGGAGCUCCCGGAGGAGACCUACAGCAAAUAUUACGACUAUGUCGAACUCACCGGCCUGCUGCGGGCGCUUGCGCACAGAUACGGCCACAUAGCUAACUUGUCCAGCAUAGGUCAGUCAGUGCAGGGCAGGGAGCUGUGGGUGAUGCGCAUCACGAAGGACCCCGAUGUGGACACACCGGGGAAGCCGCGCUUCAAGUACGUGGGCAACAUGCACGGCGACGAGACCGUGUCGAGGCAGGUGCUGGUCUACCUUGUGGAGUACCUGCUGGAGAACUACGGUGAGAAUCCACGCGUGACCGAGCUGGUGAACACCACAGACAUUUACAUCAUGCCCAGCAUGAACCCGGACGGGUUCGAGAAGUCGAAAGAAGGGGACUGCAGUGGCGAGCACGGGGGUCGCAAUAACGCCGAAAACAAAGACCUCAACAGAAGCUUUCCCGACCAGUUCGACGACAGAGCAGUGGAUACUGCCAAAGUUCCAGAAGUCGUGGCUAUGAUAAGGUGGAUCCAGCAGAAAAAAUUUGUUCUGUCGGGGAACCUUCAUGGUGGCACUGUGGUUGCCAGUUACCCUUUUGAUGACUCGAAGGCUCAUGAGCGUCAGGGCCACUACAGUCAGUCAGCAGAUGACAGUCUGUUCCGGUACUUGGCCCUUGUGUAUGCCAAAAAUCACCCUGUGAUGAAAACUGGCCAGCCAAACUGCCCUGAUCUGCAGGAUGAAACCUUCAAGGAUGGCAUCACCAAUGGAGCAAAUUGGUAUGACGUGGCCGGAGGGAUGCAGGACUACAACUACCUCCAUGGAAACUGUCUGGAAGUCACCAUGGAGCUCAGCUGCUGCAAAUAUCCUUAUGCCACUAAACUCCACCAGGAGUGGGAGCUCAACAGAGAGUCUCUGCUGGCCUACAUGGAAAAGAUCCACAUUGGAGUCCGUGGUUAUGUGAAAGAGGCCGUUCAUGGUUCUGCCCUCACUGAUGUCAAUAUUUUGGUGGAGGGAAUUCGUCACAAUCUCACCACCGGACAGUUUGGGGACUACUACAGGCUUCUCCUCCCGGGGACGUACAACAUCACAGCUGUGGCACCAGGCUUCGCCUCCAUGACCGUGAACAACGUCCAGGUUGGCAAUGGCAUGGCCACAGAACUGAAUUUCACUUUGGCGCCUUUGCUCAGCGAGUCUGUCGCCAGCACCACUCUCCCCACUUCCACCAGGGUGAUAACCAGUAACACCAAAGUCUCUACCAAUUCUUCCAACUCCGCCGACACCACUGAGACACAGGAGGAAAAAAUAAAAACUAAAGUUCCGUUUCCACCUGAAGAGCUGCCCAUUCAGCCACAGGAAUUCCGGCACCACAGCUAUGCUGACAUGGAAAUCUUCCUACGCAAAUUCAGCAGCGAGUUUCCAACGAUUGCCCAUCUGUACUCAGUUGGACGCUCGGUGGAGGACCGGGAGCUGUAUGUGAUGGUCAUCUCGGACAACCCAAAAGUUCAUGAGCAUGGUGAACCAGAGUUCAAGUAUGUUGGUAACAUGCACGGCAAUGAGGUGGUGGGCCGGGAGUUGCUGCUAAAUCUCAUCGAGUACCUGUGCACUAACUAUGGCACCAACACGGAGGUCACUCAGCUGGUCAACAACACUCGGAUUCACAUUAUGCCCUCCAUGAAUCCGGACGGGUAUGAGGUGGCUACUGAAGGUGACGUUAAAGGAGUCAAAGGACGCAACAACAGCAACGAUUUUGACCUGAACCGCAACUUUCCUGAUCAGUUUGCUGUCAUCAGUGACCCAAGACAACCAGAGACGAUUGCUGUCAUGAACUGGCUCAAGAGCAUCCCCUUUGUGCUCUCUGCUAACCUUCACGGAGGUUCCUUGGUGGUUAACUAUCCCUACGAUGACGACAAGGAAGGAGUAACCCAGUAUAGUACGUGUCCGGACGACAAGGUGUUUCAACACCUGGCCCGAGCUUAUUCACAGGAAAACUAUCUGAUGCACAAUGGCCACCCUUGUGAGGACCUGUACCCUGGAGAAUAUUUCGCCGAUGGCAUCACCAAUGGGGCAAACUGGUACAAUGUUCCAGGUGGAAUGCAAGACUGGAACUACUUGAACACAAACUGUUUUGAGGUGACCAUUGAGUUAGGUUGUGUGAAGUACCCCAUGGCCAAGGAGCUGCCAAAAUACUGGGAACAGAACAGGCGCUCCUUGCUGCAGUUUAUCCAUCAGGUUCACAGUGGGGUCAAGGGUACUGUUUCUGACAGUGGAGAUGGUACCGGGAUCCCCAAUGCGACCAUUAGUGUUGCUGAUAUAGACCACAAUGUCACCACAGCUCUCACUGGAGACUACUGGAGGCUGCUGGUUCCUGGGACGUAUUCUGUCACUGCCUCCGCCCACGGAUACAUCCCCAUGAGGACUUACGCCACCGUGUUGCCGAAUGGAGUAGAGGUGGUGGACUUCAGGCUGACUCGGGUUCACUCGGACUUCAACGGCAAGGCUCCCUCAGGACCUCAGUUUGAAGAAAACCCGUCAGAAAUAGAGCUCCAGACUUUAAUAAAGGAGCUGUCCCUGGGCACUGGCUUGGAUGAGCUGGUCAGGAGCACAGCCACCGAGAAUAGUUUUAGGUUCAGACGCUAUAAAGAGAUGUCCUCCUUCCUGAGAGGUCUAACCCUCAAUUUCCCCAAAAUUGUGUUCCUGCACAGUCUGGGCCAAAGUGUGGACUUUCGAACUAUCUGGGCACUGGAAAUCUCCAACAAACCAGGCGAGCCUGAACCGUCGGAACCCAAGAUCCGGUUUGUGGCAGGGAUUCAUGGAAAUUCUCCAGUGGGCACAGAGCUGCUGUUGGAGUUUGCUGCCUUCCUUUGCAUCAACUAUGGCAAGAACCCCAUCAUUACACGGUUGAUCAAUGAGACACGGAUCAUCAUCGUGCCAUCCAUCAACCCAGACGGAAGAGAACAAGCCAGUGAGAGACAGUGCUCAUCCACCCAGGGAAUGGCAAACGCGCAUGGCAAAGAUCUGGACACAGACUUCUUUGGCAAUGCAUCACAGCGUGUCGUGGAGGCGCAGCCUGAGACGAGAGCGAUGAUGAACCUGAUCCUUGAUAAGACCUUCACACUGUCUGUUGCUCUGGACGGGGGCUCUCUUGUUGCAACAUACCCGUAUGACAAGCCAGUCCAGUCUGUUGAAAACGAGGGGACGUUGAAGUACCUGGCCAGUGUUUAUGCCAACAACCACCCCAAGAUGCACCUCGGUGACACUAGCUGUUCCAACAAUGGACAAUCUGGCAACAUCCCAGGUGGAGUCAUGAGGGCAGCAGAAAGACAGAGUCACAUGGGGAGCAUGAAGGACUUCAGCAUGGACUUUGGUCACUGUCCAGAAAUCACCGUUUACACUGGCUGUUGCCGCUUUCCACCCGCGGAGCAACUCACUACGCUCUGGGCUGAAAACAAGAAGCCUCUGUUGAGCAUGUUGGUGGAGGUCCAUAAAGGAGUGAGAGGAGUGGUGAGAGACAAGAGUGGGAAACCCAUUGUUGGUGCCAUCAUUGUUCUGAAUGGAGGCGUUCGAGUCUUCACCACAGAAGGGGGAUACUUCCACGCACUGCUUGCUCCUGGCAACCACAACAUUGAGGCUGUGGCUGACGGCUACCAGCAGCAACGGCAGGAGGUGGUGGUGUUGUCCGAUGAAGCCGCCCGCUCCGUUAUCAUUGAGUUUGACAUGGACAACAGUAUAUUUGGGCUGCCCAGGGAGUUUGUGGUGGCGAGUGCUGCGGCCUCCAUGACGGCACUAGUUGUGACUGCGUGCAUCAUCUGGUGCGUCUGCAGUGCCAAGUCCAACCAUCAGAAAGACGGGUUUCACCGCCUGAGGCAGCACCGCGACGACUAUGACGACGAGAUCCGUCUCACUUCCAUGGGCUCGAAGAAGUCGCUACUUGCCAACGAGUUUCAGGAUGAGAGUGAAAGCGAAGAAGAGACUUUAUAUGCCAACAAAUUGUGAUUUCCGUUGGCUCAGGAUUUAAUUUAUUGUUUUCUUGAUUCCAAUCUCACCCCCGACCAUCAGGAAAAGACGUGUGUAUAAAGCAUUUACUCUAGCAGCUGGACUUGCCGGCACAGAAGACUGGCUCUUUCUGCGGAGACUGAAAGAAUGUUUGGCCUACUGUGCUCCUCAUCCGUCCCACGCCCCUGAACGCUAGUGUGACUCCUGUUCACUCUUGCUGUGAAGGUGACUCGACGAACAAACUGCUGUUCAGUGGAUGUGCUCGACUCCACAUUCAAGUGCUUAGUGUUACACAUCUGCCCCUCCACCCAUGUCCUCACCGUGCACUUUGUCCAACAGUGCUUCUAGGUUUACUGUCGUAAACGGCAUGUCUACAUCGGACUAUCACAGCUGUCGAAAGACUGAAAUGAAUCCAGUGCCUUUCUGUGUCGUGACACAUUUGACGUAACAGAUUCGAUUGUGGCUCCACAGCCUUCUGCACUCUCUUGAAUGAUGGGUAUAAACACCUUUUCUCCUAGUUCAGCCUGACCUCUCCUGGUACAGAGUCAGACCUUUCAAGAUGUCUUUUGCUAAAGCAAGGAGAGCGCGGCCAUACGUUUACUGCAUCAUGUUUUUCUCUCUCUGGAGUAUGGAUUACGCGUUUUCCUCUUUUGGUUUUUGCUCAAACUGUGAUGGAAAAAAGUAUUUUUUCGGAAAUAAGAUGGAAAUUUUAUUUGAUCUAAUCAUUUGAUGCAUUGUCUUUGGACAUUUAGAAGUCUUUUCAGUUGCAUUGUCCAGUUAUGCAGCUGUCUUUACUGCUAGUGGAAGUAACAACUGCUCUGAGGAUUGUGCUAAAUAAUAUUGCCUUUAGAAACAAUUUAUUAAAUGACCGUGUCAUUUACAGAAUUCCAAAAUGGUUGAUACUAUUGGUGUGGAUUAGAAUUUUCCACCAUUGGAGUUUGGGCACUGUAUGUUUUUGUGUUUAGGUUUCCCUUCCUUAAAUAGUACUCCAUCACAAGGUCACCGCGCACAGGCAUUACUUUUUUGUUGAUGAGUUUUGUACAUAUCUGGUUCGGAACUUAUCCUUUUCUUAUCCUGUGUAAACUGUUUGACUUCUGGAAGUGAGCACUUGUAAAAUAAUGAUCUGGGUGUAUGUUUUAUAUGGACUGGAAUCUACUGUAAAUUUUGUUUUGUGAAAUGGACAAAAGUGCAAUUGGUGAUGUUUCCACAGUCAUUGAAGGUUUCGGAACAGCCUCCACGUGACCAUGAAGUACACAAAACAUAAUAAAGUGAAUCUCA